AUGAUUGAUAUCGGAAAUAAUAUCAAAACACUUUACGAGACUAAUACACCAAUGAAUAAAUUAAGUGAAAAAGAAGAAAAAAAUUUUCAAAGAAUUAAAAGAUGUGAAAAAUGUUCAAAACAUUUAAAAAAAAAUAAUUUAAUUAAAGUUCGAGAUCACUGUCAUUUUACUGGUAAAUAUAGACAAUGUCUUUGUCUCGAAUGUAACUUUCAAAUAACUAAUCCGUCAUUCAUUCCAAUUUUCUUUCAUAAUUUAUCGUAUGAUAGUCAUUUCAUAAUUCGGGAACUCGGUUGCGAUGAUCACAAUAUUCAAGUUAUUCCUAAUUCAUCAGAAAAAUAUAUAUCUUUUAGCAAGGAAAUCGCAUACAAAUUUAGUAUAAAAUUUGUUGAUACAUUCCGUUUUAUGAGUGAGUCAUUAAGUAAACUUGCAGAAAAUUUAUCUGAAGAUAAGUCGAGAUUUAGAGAAACUCUUAAAAUAUUUUCUACGAAAGCACUAGAUUUAGUUACACGAAAAGGAGUCUUCCCUUAUGAAUAUGUCGAUAGUUGGAGUAAACUAGAUGAUACUUUUUUACCAUCAAAGCUAGAAUUUUAUAACUCUUUAACAGACGAGGGAAUUAGUGAUGAAGAUUAUAAACAUGCUGAAAAUAUAUGGCAAACAUUUGAUAUAAAGACUUUGGGUGAAUAUAGCGAUCUUUAUUUAAAAACUGAUGUUGUCAUACUAGCUGACGUGUUCGAAAAUUUUAGAGACUUAUGUUUAUCUACUCUCGAACUAGAUCCUGCUCAUUAUAUGACUGCUCCCGGGUUUGCUUUUGACUGUAUGCUGAAGUAUACCAAGGUCAAAUUAUCAAGGCUAAUGGAUUAUAACAUGUUGCUCCUCUUCGAAAAGUCAAUUAGAGGCGGGAUUUGCCAAUCAACUAAAAGGUAUGUCAAAGCAAACAUACCAAAUAUCGAAGGAUUGGACUUUAAUUCGAAUGAACCGAUCACAUGGAUUACAUAUCUCGACUGUGUGAAUUUGUAUGGGAAGUCUAUGUUAACUGAAUUACCUUUUAAAGAUUUUGAAUGGGUUGACGAUCUCGACAUAGAUGUAACCAAAAUUGCUGAUGAUUCUAAAGUUGGAUAUAUAUUAGAAGUUGAUAUUGAGUAUCCUAAACAUCUUCAUAAAAAUCAUAACGAUUUUCCAUUUUUACCUUUUAAUGAAUGUCCACCAAAUUCGAAAGUUAAAAAAUUACUCACUACACUAUCAUCGAAAAAAAACUAUGUAGUUCAUUAUAAAAAUUUGAAACAGGUGAUCGCGAAUGGUAUUGUAGUAACGAAAAUUCAUAGAGCUAUCCGCUUUUCUCAAAGUAAAUGGAUGGCAUCAUACAUUAAAUUAUGUACAUCUAUGAGAGUACUAGCUAAAAACGAGUUUGAGAAGGAUUUCUGGAAGUUGUUAAUUAAUAGCGUUUUUGGUAAAUGUAUGGAGAAUGUUCGAGCAAGAACUUCUAUAAAACUGGUUUCUUCAGAAAAAAAAGCAAGGAAAUUAAUGGCAAAAACUAGUUUUAAAGACAGAACUAUAUAUUCUAAGAAUCUCAUGGCCAUUCAUCAGCAUAAAGAGACAAUUAAAUUCGAUAAGGCAAUUUAUGUAGGAUUUGCAAUUUUAGACGUUUCGAAAACAUUUAUAUAUGACUUCCAUUAUAAUGUUAUGAAGAAAAGGUAUGGUACUAAAAUUAGUUCUUUAUAUUCGGAUACUGAUUCUUUAAUAUAUGCUAUCCAAACAACAAAUUUUUUUGACGAUUUAAAAAAUAGUUUAUUACCAUAUUUUGACACAUCUAAUUAUCCUAAAGACCAUUGUUGUUUUAGUGAAAUUCAUAAGAACCAGCCAGGGUUUUUUAAGGACGAAAUGAAAUCAAUUAUAAUUAAAGAAUUCGUAUCAUUAAGACCUAAAUUAUAUGCCUAUAAAACUGUAGAUGGUACUGAAAAAAAAAAGGCAAAAGGUGUAAAGAAAUAUAUAAUUAAAAAUCACAUGCAAUUUAAUAAUUAUAUGGAUAUACUAAACGCCUUUAUAAACCAUAGAACUCUCAAGGAUGAACAAACUCAUAGAAAAAUGAAUUUUAUCCAAUCAAAUAAACAUGUUGUUCAUUCGAAAACAAUGAACAAACUUGUUCUAAGCGCAAACGAUGAUAAACGUUAUAUAAUGGAUGACGGGAUUAAUACUUUAGCUUAUGGUCACUAUAAACUUAAUGGUUUAUUAUAA
Molecule: messenger RNA, 2232 nt
Organism: Macrosiphum euphorbiae (potato aphid)
Lineage: Eukaryota; Metazoa; Arthropoda; Insecta; Hemiptera; Aphididae
Source: the annotation of a GenBank genome assembly